This is a messenger RNA of Myripristis murdjan (pinecone soldierfish), 5346 nucleotides long. It is a transcript of the gene ppp2r2aa, whose product is annotated as protein phosphatase 2, regulatory subunit B, alpha a. The record is from RefSeq and is a predicted model, not a curated record. Lineage: Eukaryota; Metazoa; Chordata; Actinopteri; Holocentriformes; Holocentridae. Gene Ontology annotation, cellular component: protein phosphatase type 2A complex. Gene Ontology annotation, molecular function: protein phosphatase regulator activity; protein binding. The transcript is spliced from 10 exons. Bases 455 to 1798 code for a protein of 447 amino acids.
AAAAGCAAACGCGAUUUAAAUCUCUUAAAACUUCAAUCACUCAGGGCGAGCCUUCGUGGCGUUACUGGUUCAAGCGUCAGUGAAACCGGUUAAAAUGUCACCGGACAUAUAAACCAUCUCCCUGUUCGCGGCUUGCUGAACGCCGCCCGCGGUGCGCCAUUUUGAAAGUGUAAUGCAGGGAGAGGCAGAGGCGAGGGAAAUCUCAAAGUAGAGUACAAAGUCUAAAAAUCCCCACAGUGGAAUUACAGUUGACUUUCUUUGGUAGGAAAGUAUUUCGUGCGACUGGUCUGGCGUGUGCCGAGGAGUUGUGAGGUCUUCCGAGUUGCUAAGCAGCAGCCACAGCUUCAUUCCUGCACUGCUCCCCGGCCAGAACCACCCAGCCAGCCGAGCCAGCACAGCUCCAGUCCAGGGCCCUAGCCCGCUUCAGACAUCCCCUCUAUCUGAGUCGCUCACCAUGGCAGGAGCCGGUGGUGGGAAUGAUGUACAGUGGUGCUUCUCCCAAGUCAAAGGAGCGAUAGACGACGAUGUCGCUGAGGCUGACAUUAUAUCCACUGUUGAAUUCAACCACUCUGGGGAGCUGCUAGCCACUGGGGACAAAGGGGGUCGAGUCGUCAUUUUUCAGCAGGAGCCAGAGAGUAAGAAUCAGCCACAGUGCCGUGGAGAGUACAAUGUUUACAGCACCUUCCAGAGCCAUGAGCCGGAGUUUGACUACCUGAAAAGCCUUGAGAUUGAGGAGAAAAUCAACAAGAUUCGGUGGUUGCCUCAGAAGAAUGCAGCACAGUUCCUUUUGUCCACAAAUGACAAAACCAUUAAGCUGUGGAAAAUUAGCGAGCGAGACAAGAGACCCGAGGGCUACAAUUUGAAGGAAGAAGAUGGGCGAUAUAGAGAUCCAAAUACUGUCACAACACUACGGGUACCGGUGUUCAGGCCCAUGGACUUGAUGGUGGAGGCCAGCCCCAGACGAGUGUUUGCCAAUGCUCACACCUACCAUAUCAACUCCAUCUCGGUCAACAGUGAUUGUGAGACCUACUUGUCUGCAGAUGACCUACGCAUUAAUCUCUGGCAUCUGGAGAUCACUGAUCGCAGCUUUAAUAUUGUUGACAUAAAGCCAGCUAAUAUGGAGGAGUUGACGGAGGUGAUCACAGCAGCAGAAUUCCACCCCAACCAAUGCAACACUUUUGUCUACAGCAGCAGCAAGGGCACCAUCCGCCUGUGUGACAUGAGGGCAUCUGCACUGUGUGACCAGCACUCUAAAAUGUUUGAAGAGCCAGAGGAUCCGAACAACCGCUCGUUCUUUUCUGAAAUCAUCUCGUCCAUCUCUGAUGUGAAAUUCAGCCACAGCGGGCGCUACAUGAUGACCCGUGACUACCUGUCUGUCAAAAUAUGGGAUCUCAACAUGGAGACCCGGCCAGUAGAGACAUAUCAGGUGCAUGAAUAUCUCAGGAGUAAAUUGUGCUCGCUCUAUGAGAAUGACUGCAUCUUUGACAAGUUUGAGUGCUGCUGGAAUGGGAACGACAGCGUUGUGAUGACUGGCUCCUACAACAACUUCUUCAGGAUGUUUGACAGAGGCUACCGACAGGACGUGACACUGGAGGCGUCGCGGGAGAACAGCAAGCCGCGGUCAGUCCUGAAACCUCGCAAAGUGUGCACAGGUGGGAAGCGCAAAAAGGAUGAGAUCAGUGUAGACAGUCUGGACUUUAACAAGAAGAUCCUCCACACUGCCUGGCAUCCCCUGGACAACAUCAUUGCCGUGGCCACCACCAACAACCUGUACAUAUUCCAGGACAAACUGAACUAGCAUUCGAUGAACCGCUCAGAUCCCAGUUUCUGCUAAAGCCCCAACUGCUCUGAUACACACCUAAAACAUGAUCUGUUUUGAUAGCAACCUUAGGCUGAAUCCCCAUGCCUUGACUACAGACUGUCCCCUUGCUGGUGUUUAGUGUUGCAUAUAUGAUGAGGCAAUACACUGUCAGUGGCAUAGCUGCAAUCAUAUAAUACACCCAGUCGGGCCAACACAAGAGCUUUUCCACCUGGGUCUGCGGUCCUUAGUCCAGACUUGGGGAUUCAGUGUUAUUGGAUUCCUCUGCUAGGAGUACUUCAUUUACCAUCCCUACCAUAUUGCAACCCUUUCUCCACUACAUCCCGAACCAAAGGGGAACACUGUUUGUUGAGUACAUUUAUUUGGCUAGGUUGCGAUAAUUUCAUUAUUAUUUGGUGCCAUCAUGACAUGAGUCAUUUGUAUGUCAUAGUGUUUAUAUGUUUUUGUAAUUACCAAGUUUUAUUAGUUUGGGUAGGACUUUGUUUCAACUCUUUUCUCAUCUUUCUGUCACGAGAUCUGUUUUGUAUUGGCCUGGAACACUGCAGAUAACAAGCUAUCAACACUCCAUAUUUGCCCCAGCUAUGUGUCAAGUUGCCAAGUUGACUUAACCCCCCUUUCUUUCCUAAUGUACAGUAUGCCGAUGCUGUUAAUGUGGACAUUUGACUGGUAUACACACAUACACACACACACACACACACACACCACACACACACUUGACUGGGUUUUUGGGUAGAAGGGGGGACUAAUCGUGGCAAAAAAAAAAAAAAAAAAAAAGUCUUAUGCAGUGAGGUCAUACUUGCAGCAAAGUUCUCCAGUAAGCAUGUUGCCCCUCUGCAGGGGAAACAUCCUGAAGUGAUUGAAGGCACAGUAGUGCUCUGUGGAACCGGCUGGUCUCAAGUUUGAGGACUACCAUGGAAAGCUCAAAACAAGGGCUUUACGUACAGCUGUGGAAGGUCUGCAUGGCGUGGUGUGCCCUAUUUCUCUCACGGUCUGUGGCACCAAAGUUUAGUGCUGCUGCCAGCUUCCCCACAAAAGCCCGUUGUGUUGUCGCUGAUUGAUUGCUUUACCCUCUGGAUCUAGUUUUUGUUUGUAGAAGUUUUUUAUGAUGUUUUGUACUGUACCUGAUAAAAGAGAAGAAUAAUCACUAUAGCUGGUUUAUUUUUGUAUGAAUUAAGGCAAUAGGAUUACAGUCUGAUCACUGUAGUUUCUUUAGCUGUCUAUCUUGGACUUCUCUGUAGAUGGAAUGAAGGUUGCCUGGUUUGGUGAGCUUUUUUUUGUCAUAUGACAUCAGAACAAUUUGCUCAUUCCGGCAAGUGUUGGGUUGAAAGCUAGAGAAUGUUUAUGUGGCAUCAAGGAAGUCUGAUGUUUCCAAUGUUAGAUGUCCAAAGAAAAGUAUUUUCAGGUGUCAGUACCUCUGUAGUCAUAAGCACUAAAACAUUUAUUUUUGAAUUUGGCUUCCUGUAUCUGAUGUUAUGUGGAACCUUUUUGGAUGCUUCUGAGUUAGUUUGAAAGUUAAUUUGACUCUUUGAAGUUCCGUUUGUGUGCCAUGGUUGUUUAUAUAUCAUUUUGCUCGCUGUGAAAGAAUAGGCCCCUGUAGGCCUAAAUGGGAAAGGCAUUUUAAUCAACUUGUAAUGUGUUAAAAUUGUUAAAUCUAGUUCACUCUCAAGCUAGUCAAGUUAAUUGACUAGGCAGAGUUACUGAUUUUGAAUAAUUGUAUGUAAUGAAAUGUAUUCUCUCUAUCUCCUGUGGUGCUGGGCUAGUUCUCCUAUAAAGGGUUGUUCAAAAGGAGAAGUUGUGAAGCACUUGGUUUGCAGACAUUUAUUGUGUGGAACCUGUCGUUAGUGCUGGUUUGAUUACAGGGAAAUACUUCAAACAUACAGCAGCACUUUUCUGCUGUUUCUGUACUAUCCUAUGCUUCAGUUACAUGCUGCCAAUUCUCUUCUGGAGCAAGCAGGUUGAUUAUAGCACUUUUUCUUUCCUUCUUUAAAACACUUAUGGAUGACAAAUUAAGCCAUUGAACCAGGGCAUGAAACGUAUUGGUCCACUGGAUCAUAUUUAUGUAAGUCAACAUGUUUCACUCCUACUUUAGAGAAUGGAUUGCCACUCACUAGCAAUGCUGCCGAUACAACCAUCAUUGGUAAUGGCCUCCAGAAGGUGGUGUUGUGCUACAGUUGUGAGUGUCACCUCCUCAGGGCUCUGGGUAAUGUCCUCAAGCCAUGAGAAACUUAUGCUUAUGUCUUUGGUUUUGUGACCUUUUUUGAAGAUGACUACUUCUUUUGUUUUCUGAUGCAAGACCAUGUGAAGAUCAGUUGAAAUUGUUUUCCUCAUGUCAUAUGUACAUAAAAUUGCCUAAUGCUGUACCUGUAUCCCAUUCCACUGUCACACACAUACUGCAUCAGGACAUUACAGUCUAGUAGCUGUUCAUUAUGGAUGCUGGGAUGCUCCAGUCAAUUAGCCACUGAUCAACACUGAGGGUUAUUUGUUCAAAACAUGAGAUCAGUGAUCAACCAUGUCCAAUCAGCAUACGUUAGGGAGUAGAAUUCUUUUUUUUUUUCCUCUUUUGACAGAAAUAUCCAUCCAAAGCAAGCACUUAAAUCAUUUUACUGUUCAAACCAACUGCAGCUGACGUGUUUUAUUUUUUCAUUUUUUUUAAAUCACUAAACUCUACUCUAUAUGGGAAAGAUUGUGUCAGUAUUUUUUAUCUGCUAAUGUUGGCUUUAAACAAAUCCCAAUCUGUGGUUAUCUCCAGCUGACACAGCUGAAAUAGUUAUCAUAGACUAUAUGACGGUGUUACGUAAGCAACCAAUAUUUUUUAAAAUUUACAACUGUACAAUAAUCUUUUCAUCUUCCCUCGCAUUGUUUUCAUGGCUACUGUGCAAGGCUAUGGUGCAAGACCACAAACAUGUUCAGAAGAACCCUAUUGCCUUUCUCAUAGCAUUAGAAAAAAAAAAAAAAGAUAAUCAAGUAUGUUUCUUGAACUUACUGGCACGCCAGACAGGCGACUGCUCAGGGGAACUUACUGCUGCUGUGUGCUCAAAACCUUGUAUCUUCAAGAAAUUAACUUUUCAGGAAUUUAUAAAAGCAGCCUUAUUUACAGACUAAUGAACAUUCAUUUUUGAAAUUUUUUUAUCAUGGCUUUUGAAUGGCUUUCAUGAGCCUUGGGUCAGUUAAACGUACUCUACACAAAACACACCACGGAAUCUUCAGCUCAAGUGAAACUAUAAUAAAAAAAUUACCCAAAUUGCAGUUAUGAGGUUUUUUCCACAACAGCAGCAUUAUAUACAAAUAUAAUGUAUCACAGGAGUCAAAACAAAAUGCACUUUUAUUUUUGUGAAUUUCAUUUAUUUGUAUGUUUUGUUUAUUUCUUUCAAGGGGCUCUUGAAUAAAGAUUGUAGGAGAUUUUUGGCGAUCUGUUGGGAAAAAAAAAAAACUCAAUACAAAAGGUUCACUGUAUAGCUCUGUUUGUCUUUGUCAAAUGGAAUAAAGUACAAUUUAGAUUAAAAGUAAUAAAGAACUUCAAACCUGAA